CAGGACAGUGUGCCAGCAAACACGCCCGCCGUCACACACUGUUGGAGUGUCUCUCUGCUCACACCUCUGACACCUCAGGGUAGCGCAGAGUUAGCAGACCACCCAAGGGCCUGGGUGGAUGAAUGCACUGAAGGAUGGUUGUAUUUUGUAAAGCAAUGGCAGGUGGACUGCUGCUCUUGUUGAACCUCACUUUUCUAGGGUUGGGUGUUGAGGGCCAAGGGAACGGACGGGAUAAGAAAGAAGUAUCAGGCGGGGCUACCGUCUACCUCGGCCAGGACAGAGACAUCUGGAGGCCACUGAUCCACACAACAGUAAACCUCAGUGAGAUCAGAAGUAUCAAGUCAUCCUUUCAUUUACGGACAUUUGACCCAGAAGGUACCAUUUUCUACGGAGACACCAAAAAAGGGGAGGACUGGUUUGUUUUGUCCCUGAAAGACGGCAUCCCCCUGAUGCAGAUCAGCAGAGGAGACAGCCUCGUCAGCGUGGCAGGUGGCCCCAAGCUCAAUGACGGAAAAUGGCACGAACUGGACGUGAGCAACCAAGAGCAGUUUGUGAUUCUAGAGGUGGAUGGCUCAAAUAGUCUGGUGGUCGGCAUGCAGUCCAAACAGACAAAUGAGAUCCUGUCGGGUGAACUUCGACUGGCUCUUGGUGGGAUCCUGAUCAACAAAGAACAGAUGAUUGUUCAGUAUGAGCCGCACAUGGACGGCUGUGUGCGGAAAGGCAGCUGGCUAAACCUCAGCGUCUCCUGGGAGGCAGAGGUGGAGGAGCUGUGGCCCUGCUAUCAAAACGUACAACCUGGCAGCUACUUCCCUGGCACAGGAUUUGCCAUUUUCAACACCUCAGUUUUCCCAAUUGAAGCAGAUCAUGGGGUCAAGACUGAACUGUGGGGAGAUUUCAGUAAGAUGGAUGGGACCAUUUUUAGCAUCAAGGCUCCUGGGCAAGAACUGAUGUUCGCUUUAGUGGCCAAUAAUAACACAAAGGAAGUCACUCUUACUUUUGGUGAAGAUAAAAUCAGUGUGAAAGACACUUUCAAGAGACUGGUGAUAAUCUUUCAGACAAAUUUACUGAAAGUGUUUCACGAUGAAGGUGAAUUAAAGACUAUUACGUUACCUAUCAAUCCAGUGAGCCGCCCCGGUUACUUGACCCCAUGGAGAGAGGGUCAUUUUGCUGUUGGAGGUCUACUAGGUGAGGACGAUGUUGGCUCCCAGUUCUUGACAGGCUGUCUCGAGAAGAUCCAGGUUCAAGGGAAGGAUUUGGACCUGGAUUUAGCUGUCAAACACAUGUCAAUCUCCUCCCACAGCUGCCCUGCAUAGACCAUGAAACUAUGCAUCUUCAAUAUGUGGACUCGAUGUUUGCAGUGACUGCUUUUGGGUCCAAAUUAGAAAAAAAAAAAAAAGGUGUCCAAUUGAAAAAGUGUCUGCUAAUAGUCAAU
Molecule: messenger RNA, 1432 nt
Organism: Anoplopoma fimbria (sablefish)
Lineage: Eukaryota; Metazoa; Chordata; Actinopteri; Perciformes; Anoplopomatidae
Gene: shbg
Product: sex hormone-binding globulin
Exons: 8
Coding region: 135-1313 (392 amino acids)
Molecular function (GO): steroid binding
Source: RefSeq, a predicted model, not a curated record